ACCGCCAUAACCGCCGCAGGAAGAAGAGGCGGAGGAGGAGGAGGAGGAGGAGGAGGAGAAGGAAGCGGACUGGUGGAGGCUGGACGCGGAGCUGCCAGCUGGUCUUUACACCGACUCAGACCUCCAGGAGAAGCAGCGGAGGCGUCUGCGUGCGCGUUGUCGGGUCCUGCAGCUGCAGAGGAGCCGCUGUGUGAUGAAGAACCGAACGGUCUGACCCAGAGGAACCUGCCUUCUCCUUCAGAGAGUGAUGGAUGCAGAGAGUGGGGAGCUGUUUCUCGAUGGCGGCGGCGGCGGCGGGGUGGCAGCAGCUGAUAGCUGGCAGCUCGACGCUCCGUUCUCCUGCUCUGAGCUGGUCUUCAGCAGCUCAGAGAAACCCCUGCAGGACUGGGCGGUGGACCCCGACUGUACUCUGAACGACAGCGAAUCAGAGGACGUCCUCCACGGCGUCGACCCCAACGAGGUGUUUCCCAGCGGCCCGCCCACCGACCCCUCCUCCGAGAGCGACAGCGGCAUCUCUGAGGAUCCCGUCGUCGAGAGUCCCAUCGCCACGGAGACCGCCCAGCCGACCCCGGCGACCGUCUACCAGGUGGUGUACGACAUCAGUGGACUGGGAGGCGUGAAGGCCGAACCCAGACAGGAGAACGUCAUCUCCAUAGAGCUGGAUGAGUGGAGUUCCCAGGUGUUGUUCUCAGACUCGUGCAUCGUUAACGAGCUGCCGAUGAUUUCUGCGGCUCGACUCGACGGCAGCCUGGCCGUCGCCGACCCUCCGAGCCCGGACAGCGGUCUGCUGUAUCCUGAGCUCCAGCUGACGGAGGAGGAGCAGAAGCUGCUGACCCAGGAGGGAGUUUCUCUGCCGAACAACCUUCCUCUCACCAAGGCCGAGGAACGAAUCCUGAAGAAGGUGCGGAGGAAAAUCCGCAACAAGCAGUCUGCUCAGGACAGCCGCCGCAGGAGGAAGGAGUACAUCGACGGACUGGAGAGCAGGGCAGCAGCUUGCUCAGCACAGAACAAGGAGCUGCAGAGGACAGUGGAGCAGCUGGAGAAACACAACAUGUCUCUGCUGGCUCAGCUGCGACAGCUCCAGUCUCUGAUCAAACAGACGGUCAGUAAAGGAGCCCAGACCAGCACCUGCUUACUGAUCAUCCUGGUCUCUCUGGGUCUGAUCAUCAUGCCGAGUUUCAGUCCGUUCAGACGCGACUCGUCCACGGACGACGACUACAGACCCACAGGAGUUAUUUCCAGAAACAUCCUGACAGACCCGUCCUCCUUCCAGCCGGCAGCAGACGAGGUCGACAGUCCGGUUGUUCAGUCCGACUCCUCAUCGUCUCCACUCUCUGAUCUCGGCCAAUCAGGAGGUCCGGAGGGCGUUGUGUUUCCACAGCAACCAAUAGAAAACCCUGAGAAUACAGGUGUGGAUGGUCCGGUCCAGGAGGGGGGCCAAACGGGGAACAGCUCGGCUCUUGUUGCUGGGCAGACUGAACCGCUGGCUCUCGGCUUGAGGUCAGCGGCGGGAAAAGGACGCCACGACCCGGCCAAACCUGCGCACGCCGACGAGAUGUAGACGGAUGCUUUCAACCACAAGAACUGGACUUCAGGUUUGGUGUCGUGCAUCAGAACAUAUCAGUGGCUGCUGAAGGCGACUCUGUUACGAUUCGGAUUAACUGUAAACAGACGACCCAGCAGCGGAUGCUCUGAUUGGUUAGGGCUGAUCAGUACGAGCUGUUAUCUGCUGGAAAAAAGGUCAAUGGGUGUGGAUCAUUAAACCUGAGAGACAAACAUGGCCGCCAGUGUUCAGAGACAAGUCCUGCUCACAUCUCAUCCGCUUGUCGUGACGUCUCAAUCAAUGAAAAUGCUGUUUCCGCACCCAACUUCAGUUGAUAAUCUUCAGUUUUCAAGAAAAACAAAGUUGGAUGCCAACGUGUGCUAACGUUUUCCAGCUAACCUAGCUAACGUUAGCACACGAGUAUUCCUGAUACAAGCUAUGGGUUUUACAGGGUGUUUGUUGCUAUGAGCCCACAUCUUCGAGUUUCGGUUGUCAGCCCUUUCCUGUGCUGGCAAAUAAAGCUAGCUAUCUUCGCCCAGCUAAGGUGACCUUAGUUGACCUUAGCUAGCUAACCUAGGUAUUUUUUGGGCAGCACAGAAAAGGAUUGACAACUGAAUUACGAGGGAAGUUGGACCAGGAAACAGUAUUUUCGUUGGCCGUGACGUCACGACUUAACAAGCGGCUUUAGACCUUAACCACAGUACAACGUUUACGUAUCCCUGUCCAUUUCUACCCUUUGUCUAAAGGAACAAGGAACAUUUUGGUAAACAUGCUAAUCCAGUUUGUUUCUGAGAUGAUGCCUGUAUGAUAAAUAUGAAGCCAGGAGACAGUUAGCUUAGCUUAAAGACUGGAAACUGGAGACAGCUAGCCUGGCUCUGGACAGACUCAGCUGGACCUUAGGUGAGAUCAUUUACUACGAACAUUGAGUUUUAUUUCAGUCGCCAGAAACGUUAACAAGCUGGUUUUACUGUUUUUUUUUUUAGGGCCAUUUCACCCUGGUGUAACAUUUAGUGCCAUUACCCAACAUGACUUACCUGCUGCUUCUUCUUGUGGCCUUUUACCCACCAUAUAUGGUGUUUUAAUCAGUAACCAACGACAUAUAAAAGAGUAAAGUAGCGUCAGUUUCUCAUGUAUCCAGGCUGAGGUUAUGUUGCAUUCAUGUACAGGUGUUUUAAUGCGUCUACUCGACUCGGGGGCUUUUCCAGCCUGGUGUUUGGUGCCUUACGGGGGAGAGAGGGGAGGGAGUUUAGAGCCAAAAUGUCCAGAGAGAUGUGUAUUAUGGAAGAAAACGCCAAAUGAUUUGCUUUUUGUACAUAAUGUUGAGUGUUUUGAACACGAUCAUUGUUGGGAGGGAUUUCUAAUUAUUAGACUGAUGUUUUGAUCGUUGUCUGUUUCACUAAGUGGAUUGGAUUUAUUUAUUUAGUUCCAUUAACAGGAUAGAAACCUGGGGAUUUAAUUUCAGCUUGUAACUCUGUGUUUUAUUGUCAUUUAUUCUCAGUCUUUGGCCUUAACUGGAUCCAAGUUAGAGAGUAAACCUGGUUUAAUCUGCAGUAAAACUUCUAUCUAUAACAGCUUUGUACUGUUUGUGUGAGACUCCUUCAUUCAGCUGCUGCAGGCUUUAUUCGACAUCUUUACUUUAUUAAAAGGGAACAAUUAA
Molecule: messenger RNA, 3200 nt
Organism: Lates calcarifer (barramundi perch)
Lineage: Eukaryota; Metazoa; Chordata; Actinopteri; Centropomidae
Gene: creb3l4
Product: cAMP responsive element binding protein 3-like 4
Exons: 10
Coding region: 248-1561 (437 amino acids)
Biological process (GO): regulation of transcription by RNA polymerase II
Cellular component (GO): nucleus
Molecular function (GO): RNA polymerase II cis-regulatory region sequence-specific DNA binding; DNA-binding transcription factor activity, RNA polymerase II-specific
Source: RefSeq, a predicted model, not a curated record